Molecule: messenger RNA, 4970 nt
Organism: Loxodonta africana (African savanna elephant)
Lineage: Eukaryota; Metazoa; Chordata; Mammalia; Proboscidea; Elephantidae
Gene: CDC6
Product: cell division cycle 6
Exons: 12
Coding region: 299-1978 (559 amino acids)
Biological process (GO): cell division; DNA replication initiation; mitotic DNA replication checkpoint signaling
Cellular component (GO): nucleus
Molecular function (GO): ATP hydrolysis activity; DNA replication origin binding
Source: RefSeq, a predicted model, not a curated record
CUGGGCCUUCCUGUUGGACGGGCCGCGGAGAAAGGGGCGGUGGCCGAGGCCCGUGGCGCUCUUGCGGCGGCCAAUCAGAAGCCUGGUCGGGCUUUGGCGGGAGGCGGGAAUGCUGCAACUCUGCAGAUUUGGCGCGAGCGCGGAAGGGCUUUGCUGCUGCCGGUAUCAGUGCAGGAGCUUCUGGUGAAGAAUCCCUGAGGCCGUCUGUGUGAGACGUGAGAAAAAACCUGCGCUGAGGCGACGAAGCCCCGUGAGGUGGAAAGGAGAAGAUUGCGGGGGAGAAAGCUGUGUUGCCAUUAUGCCUCGAACCCGAUCCCAGUCACAGGCUACCAUCAAUUUUCCAAAAAAGAAGCUGUCUCGGACAUUGGACAAAGCUAAAAACUGUCAUAACACCAAACUAGAACCGACACACGUCCAGGCUAUACCACGUUCUCCUAAAAAAAUUCUGCCUCUCAGCCCCAGAAAACGUCUAGGUGCUGACAACCUGUGCAACACUCCCCAUUUACCUUCCUGUUCUCCACCAAAGCAAGGCAAGAAAGAGAAUGGUCCUCCUAGCUCACGUAUGCCUAAGGGGCGCAAAUUGGUAUUUGACAAUGAGCUGACAAUUAAGUCUCCUAGCAAAAGAGAAAAGGACAGCGUUCACCAAAACAAAACAGUUUCCUCAAUUCGAAAAGCUCAAGAGAUUACAACAAAUUCUGAGCAGAGAUGUCCAUUGGAGAAAGAAUCUGAAUGUAUAAGACUGUUCAAGCAAGAAGGCACUUGCUACCAGCAAGCAAAGCUGGUCCUGAAUACAGCUGUCCCGGAUCUGCUGCCUGCCAGGGAAAAGGAGAUGGAUGUCAUCAGGAAUUUCCUAAGAGAGCACAUCUGUGGAAAAAAAGCUGGAAGUCUUUAUCUGUCUGGUGCUCCUGGAACUGGAAAAACUGCCUGCUUAAGCCGAAUUCUGCGAGACCUCAAGAAGGAACUGAAAGGCUUUAAAACUAUCAUGCUGAAUUGCAUGUCUUUGAAGACUGCUCAGGCUGUAUUCCCAGCUAUUGCUCAGGAGAUUUGUCAGGAAGGAGGAUCCAAGCCAGCUGGGAAGGACAUGAUGAGGAAGUUAGAAAAACAUAUGACUGCAGAGAAGGGCCCCAUGGUUGUGUUGGUGUUGGAUGAGAUGGACCAGCUAGACAGCAAAGGGCAGGAUGUAUUGUACACGCUGUUUGAAUGGCCAUGGCUAAGCAACUCUCGAUUGGUGUUGAUUGGUAUUGCUAAUACCUUGGAUCUCACAGACAGAAUUCUGCCUAGGCUUCAAGCUAGAGAAAAAUGUAAGCCACAGCUGUUGAACUUCCCACCUUAUACCAGAAAUCAGAUAGCCACUAUCUUGCAGGAUCGACUUAACCAAGUGUCUGGAGAUCAGGUUCUGGAUAAUGCUGCAAUUCAGUUCUGUGCUCGCAAAGUCUCAGCUGUGUCGGGAGAUGUUCGCAAAGCCCUAGAUGUUUGCAGGCGAGCUAUUGAAAUCGUAGAGUCGGAUGUCAAAAGCCAGACUAUCCUCAAACCACUGUCUGAACGUAAGUCAUCCUCUGAGGCUCUGGUUCCCAAGCGGGUUGGUCUUACUCACAUAUCCCAAGUUAUUUCAGAAGUUGAUGGUAACAGGAUGACUUUGGGCCAAGAAGGAGCACAAGAUUCCUUCCCUCUUCAGCAGAAGAUCUUAGUCUGCUCUUUGCUGCUCUUGACCAGGCAGCUGAAAAUCAAAGAGGUCACUCUGGGGAAGUUAUAUGAAGCUUAUAGUAACGUCUGUCGAAAACAGCAGGUGGCAGCUGUGGACCAGUCAGAGUGUUUGUCACUUUCAGGGCUCUUAGAGGCCAGGGGCAUUUUAGGAUUAAAGAAAAACAAGGAAACCCGCUUCACAAAGGUGUUUUUGAAGAUUGAAGAAAAGGAAAUAGAGCAUGCUCUGAAAGACAGAGCUUUAAUUGGAAAUAUCUUAACUACUGGAUUGCCUUAAAUUCUUCUCUUACUCUAAUACCCCAUCCAAAUUAUCCAGCUGGCAUUUAGAGAGCUACGGAGUCUUCAUUUUAUUUUUUUAUUUUCAGAUCUGAAAACAAAUAGGACCUUUUUACCUGAAACCAAUGAACUUUACAGGUUUGUGAAUAUUAGCACAGAAUCAUAUCUUUGGGUCUUUUUAUUUUUCCUCAUAAAAAUGACCAAGUAGACCCUUUUUAAUUACUUUUGCUACCUCUACCACUUAUGUGUCUUCUACCAAUAUGUUUGCAAGUAUACAGAUUUAUGUAGUAGAAUACACACGUAUUUACCUCUUCGUUUCCUCAAACAUCAGUAUAUCUUGUUAAGAACUUUGGGGUUAGAGUAAGAAGAAUGUAAAAGGAUGACCCAGGAAAAUAAGCAAGUCCACAUGGAGAUUUGGAGGACACUUUGGUCAAAGAAUUUCUUUCUUUUUGGAGUAUACUGUAUUCACAUUGCAGAUACUAUCACCUUGUGACAUUUUAAAGACUCGUUGAGUUUCUUAGGCAUUCCCAAGAUUGUGGGGUGGUUAAGGAGAAUGUAACAUUCGAUUGUGAAUAUAUUUAUUUUUCAAGUUGCAUUCUUUGUCUUUCUAAGCAAUCACAUUUUAAGAGAGCCCAAGCUUUCAGAAGACAAUGUGAAAAUUCCCAACUGUCUCACAGCCUUAGCUGCCCCUAGAUGAAGCUGCUUGUUUCAAGAUGCCUUCAUUUGGGGUUGGGGUUUUGUCUAAACCACACAUUUUUCUGGUCUUAUUAGAUAAAUUAAUCCAUAUGGUUACUCCAGGCUCUUUUCUCGGUUGGUUUCCAGUGGCAUUCAAUGGCAGUUUGUGACGGAGACACCAGAGGGCACCAUUAUAACACUGACUGCCUUAGAAGUACAGGCUUGGGGCUGGGGUAUAUUUCUUUUAAGAGAAGAGGGAAAAAGUACUGAAGUUUGAUUUCUAUGGGAGGUCGCUGUACAUUUGUAACCUAAUCAAAUGCUUGGAAUGCAAACCUUGUGUGAGAUGAAUGGUCUGAGAGCCAGUGACCAAGUCUGCCUCUCCCUGAGCACCUCUGCUACCUGCCUCCUGCUUUUCUGACAGGGACUUGAGUUUGGGAACUUGAUAUGUGUACAAAUGAUCUGUCGGCCACUGUUUCAUUCAUCCUGCCCACUGUAUCCCUGCAAUGCGAUCUGGGUUACAGCAGGUGGUAUGGGAUAGAAGAAGGGUGAGCAGAGAACCCUCUGAAAUGAACACUACCCACUGAUGUGUGUAGCAGAGGGUCAUCUGUAGACCCAAGUCUAAGUGCCAUUCCCACUCUUGGACCCCUUUAUGAGAGCAUUCCUCCCCUCUGAGGGUCAUUUGCAAGUGGGGAACACAGUGCCAUACCUAGAAGGUUGGAAAGUGUCUGGGGCUAUAAGGGUUAACAAGCAUAAUUGCAAAGAUUGUCCGAAGGCUGAGGGAAAGCAGAGACUGAAUGGGAUUGAGAACAGAUGCGAGGCUUGAUUUAAAUUACAUUUUAUUGGAUGCUGCUGCCUUAGGAGACGUGACUGCUUUACAGUUUGUUUCCACACUGUGGGCAGCUGCUGUCUGUUCUGUGUCCACAGUAGGAUCCUGCCCAAGAAGGAGCAGCCUCCCCACCUCGUUGUGUUUGAGGCUUGGCGCCUUCCUCUUAACUGUAGGGCUUGAGUCAGGAACAUGGCUUGACUCGCAGCAGGGCUGCUACGUAUCCUCCAUGGCUUCCAGCCAAGACCACAUUAUUUGCGGAUUCAAAGGGGCCAAAUUUCUUUCCCCUCUGCCUUCUCUCUCCCUUCCCCCUGGUAUUUGGAAAUAGGGUUUUCUGUGUAUUGGUUUGUUAGUUUCCUUUCCUUCGGUUCUCCCUCCACUGUCAAUUUCUAGGUCAUUGCUGCUUUUAAGACUUCAGCAAAUGGAACAGGGUUGAUUCUGUCAAUGAUGCGUGAAGCAGACUUAGAGUCCCUGCCUGGCUUCCGCUGCCCUUGUGGGAGGAAAACUGAUGUAUGUUCGUCAGUGAAGUCUUAAGUGUAAUUCAGACAGCCAGGGAGCAGCUCGAGAGGAAGAAAGUCCUUUCCUUGCUGGCUUUUCUCGUUGAAGCUGAGAGCUACAGGAAGGUGGUGGGAUUUUUUAGCGGGAUAGGAUGGGCUUGUGGUGACUAGUAUUUGCCACGAUCAUAGGGUUCUUCACAUGGAGUAGUGGCAAAGAUGCUGACCUACAUUCUUCCUCUUGAAGAUGGUGGGCUGUGUGUCCAUAUCCUGGUUUCUUUUUUUCUCCCCAAAGAAACAGAUUAAGCUUCCUUGGAGCAUUGGUGGGUAUUGUCAUGGAAAGAACACAGACAUAAGAAAGCUGGGGUGGGUUUCAGCCCCAGAGCUGGCUCAGUAAAGACUUCCCUGUGGCUACGUAACUGGCAAGAGUGUGAGGUCCAAGCUCCCCAGAGAUCAAAAAAGUUGGCGGAGCCAUCUCUUCUGUCCCCCCAGUGCUCCCUGUCUUUAUUAAGUGCGCUUUUAAGAUACACCAGUAAGAACUGAGAAGUGGGAAUAAGAUGUGACCUAGGGAUUUUUAGAAAUAUCUAUUGAGAGAUGUUGGUACUACAACUCAGGGAGACCAAAAGAGAGCAUCAAAAUUGAGGUUUUAUUCACAUUUGUAUCUGCCUCCAACACUUAGUGCCUGGUACCUGGUGGUGGUUAGCUGCCAUUGAGUCAGCCCCACCACACAUGGCAAUCCUGGUCUCAUGCCAUCCUCGUGAUUGGUUGAGGAUUAGACAGAGGUGAUCCAUAGGCUCAGUAAACCAAAAACCCAUACCUGUUACUGUGGAGUCAGUUCUGACCCAAGAUGACCUUACAUGUUCCAGCGCAGAACAGCUCUUGGCAGUAAUCUUUAUGGAAACAGGUUGACAGGCCUUUCUUCUGUAGUGCCACUGGAUGGGUUAAAACUGCUUAUGCCACCCAGGGACCUCUUAGGCGCCAUACCUGGUAGGUAUUGAACA